This is a messenger RNA of Cydia strobilella, 4294 nucleotides long. Its product is annotated as glutamic acid-rich protein-like. The coding region runs from base 170 to 2617 and encodes 815 amino acids. Gene Ontology annotation, molecular function: actin binding. The transcript has 12 exons. The record is from RefSeq and is a predicted model, not a curated record. NCBI's taxonomy places the organism in Eukaryota, Metazoa, Arthropoda, Insecta, Lepidoptera, Tortricidae.
GUCGAGUGCGGAGCGCGCUCGUGGCCGCUUCCCAAACUGACGGUUCCUCCUGGUUCCUCUUCCGGGUUACCGAAAAUAUGAUCAGCUGAAUUAAGUGUCGUGUCACGUGUGUCUUCAAUAAGUGCGUAAUUAACUCAUCAACACUCUACACAUCCAAAACUAUUACACAAUGCCGAUAGGCAGCGUCAAUAAGGAACCGGCAGCCAAGCGGGAGACCUUCAGACCGCCAUGGGUGAAGGAUAAGGACGCAGCAGCUCCGCCACCAUGGACUCAGAGGAAAUUGAAACCAGUGGAUACUGCCAAGACAGCUAAGGCUGACAAGGCUGACGGUGAGGAGCAACCGACUCCGGCCCCAGCAGCAAAACCAUUGAAGCCCGUUUUAAAAAAACAGUCGACAAUAAAGGAAAAAUCUGAUAAGCCUGAAAAAACACAAAAUGGUGUUUCCGAGACAGUCGAAGAAAAACUUGUAAAACCGUCAGCUGCGAAAUCCGCUGACAAGGCGUCAAGACCAGCAGAUGAAAAACCUAGAUUUACAAAAUCUUCAUUAAGAUCAGUCGAUAAAUCACCUAAAACUGAAGAUAAAAACUCAAAUGAGAAGGCUCCAGAGAAACCUGCACUAAGGAGUGUGAGAACAAUUGAUGGUGACAAAACGAAAGAUAAGUCAGUAACAAUCGUAGACAAGAAACCUGUUGAGAAAAAUAGUACAUCAAAAACAAAUAAUACUGCAGCAAAUCAUAAAACUCCAAAUGACAAAAGUGUUACAAACUCAACAAGCAAAACUUCAGAGACAAAGCCACUUCUUAAGAAAACUGAUACAACAAAAGUAGAAGAGAAGGACGACUCAAAAAUGGCCACAAAGCCACCGAUCGAAAAACCUACUACAAAGUUGCCUCCGCGCAAACCAUCCCUUGUAAAGCAAGCAUCAAAGGAUGAACCAGUCAGGAAAUGGAGGGAUCCUCUACACGAGCGGGUCAAGGAAAACAUCGAUAAGACACUUAAUGAAGUUCCUAAAGGUCAUACGCUGACAAAGAAUGAAAGUUUAAGAAGUUUGUUGAAACCAACGCCACCACCAAUGCCGCCACCAUUGCCACCGAAAAUGCCUCCUCCACCCGAAUUCAAAAAAGGUCCACUAGAUCCAGAGAAGUUGAAAAAGUUGGAAAGCCUUAGAAGCAGACCUAGAAAGCGGCCUGACUGGAGUGACAUGAUGAAAGAAGUAGAAGAUGGAAAAAAAUUGAAACACGUCGUUUGCAAUGACAGAUCAAGCCCAAUUAUUACAAAAACAUCAGUAGUAAAAAAUAAAGACCAAUUUAUAUUUGAAUCAGAGAAACCAAACUCACACAAUGCUCUAUUAAAAGAAAUUAAUCUGGGCAUUAAGCUAAAGAAAACUAAAACAAAUGACAGGAGCAAACCUAAUUUGGAAGGUUUAAGGAAGUUUAGAAGGCAAAUGACUAUUGAAGAACAGGUUCAAAAGUCAAUGUCUCAAGCUAAUCUAUUAGCUGCGUCUCCUUCGGGAGUCUCAAUAGCAGGAGGAGUAGCAGAGGUCCCUGGUGCAGAAGAAGAAGAUAUCGAUGAGAUGGAUGAUAUUGAUAAAGUCAGAGACGACCUUCAAUCAACAAAACAAUUGCUGGCAAUUGAACUUAGGAAUAAGGAAGCUCAAGAAAGAGAAAAUAAACGACUGCUGACGAGGAUACAAAAUCUCGAAGCUGAAUUAGCAAGAGAACGUGCAAUUAUAAGACAGGAACAACAUAAGACGGUUAUAUCAGUUACAGAUGCUUACGAUGAGAGACUGGUAAACAGCCUUAAAAGUGAAGUAGAUAGGACUAAAGACACAGCACAUAACUUGGAAAAGCAAUAUCUGCAAGCCGCAGAAGACAGGGACACGGCACUAACAGAACUGGAGGAAGUAAAACGAAAGAAUGCAGAAUUAGAAAAGAAAUUAGAACAAGCACUACAGGGUAUAAUGCCUACAAACAUGGGUUCAAGGAGAUCAAGUCACGCAAUCAAACAGCUUUCGGUUACCAAAGACGACAGUUUCGAGGAGGAAGAUGAAUCGGAGCCUGAAGAGGAGGAGAGUGAAGAAAAGAAACAAAAGCGAAUGGAAAAAGAAGUACGCAAUAUGAGAAACAAAAUCCGACACCUAAAAGAAAAACAAGACCUUAUGAAGCGCGAAAGAAUGGCCUUCAAAAUGUCCCUCAAAAACCAACAACUGGCGUUGAAAGACGAGAAGAAGAAAUACAAAGAAUUAAAGCGCGAAGUAGACAAAAUGGCAGCCAUGAUGAAAGAAGUGGGCUCAGACGAGGAAGAGGAGGAAGAGGAAUCAGAGGAAGAGGAGGAGGAGAAGAGUGAAACCGAAGAGGAAACUGAAACUGAGACAGAGCAGGACACGGAGAGCGAAACGGAGAGUGAGAGUGAACCUGAGGACGCUCCAUUGCCGAAAAAGAAAGACAACCUAUCGACAAGGAUGAAGCGGCACGAGACCAGAGUGACCGCUCUAAAGAAAGGCAACGCCCUACUGAUGGCUAAUGUGGACCGACUGAAGGAUGACGUGCUGAAGCAGAGAGAAGAGUCUGUGACACUCAAGAAUGAACUAGAUUCGCUUAUUAGCGAACUUGAGUAAUAAGGAAGGCAACUGCCUAAGGUUUCCCCUGUUAGAUUUGUUGUAUGGGAUUUGGCUAUAAGGGCGCAUCAAGGCCAUAAUAGUUAUUUACGAUACAAGUGCGGAAAAGAGGAAAUUCGAAACGAGUGGCGAUAAAUUAAAACACGACCGCAGGGCGAGUUGCGAAUUACCUAUUCGCACGUGUAUCGUACAACGUUUUACAGUACAUAUGGCCCUUUAACCCUUAAAUGCAUAAUGAUGUAUAUAUGCAUCGUAUAUUUGAUGGUCCGUGGCUCAAUAUGCAGCUAUCCAAAAUCACAUUUAUUACUUUUAUACAGCAUGACACAUCUAUUUCAAUUUAUUAAAAAGUUAUACAAAAAAUCAUGCAUUUAAGGGUUAAACUUUCGACAUAUGCACGAAAAGUGCUCUUUACGCACUAGUGCGACAAAGUAGCACCAUAUGUACUGUAAAAUAUAUAAUAUAUUUUACUAUUUGACACUUUUGAUAGGCGUGACAGGGGAAACCUGUGCUGGCGCCAUCUGUAAAGAGCUUCGCCAACCCUAUUAAUUCGUGUAAGAUAAUAAUAGCCAUAAGCCCGGUUCACAUUUGUCUGUCGUGUCGUGUUCUUUCAGACAAUGUGAACGCAACCAUAUUAAAUGUAAAGGGACCUCCACACUCAUGCGCGAAUCACGGCGCGAAGCCGCGAACGCGAGUCUGGAGUCUAGUUUGGUUAUCAGCGAAAUCGACUCUACACUCGCGUUCGCGGCUUCGCGCCGCGUAGUCUGGAGCGGGCUUAUAAACCCGAUAUGCGUCACGACACAACACAACACGAUACGUCAGACAAAUGUGAACCGGGCUAUAGAAAUUGACUUAUGACAUGACAUGAAGUUAUCAAGUAGGUAACUAACAGAUAAAAGAUCAUGAAUGUUUCAAUGGAUACUAUUUUCCAUAAAGCUUGAAUCAUACUCGCAAGUCACCUUAUGCAGUGUCUAAAUUAAAUAUCUCUUAAUUAGUUUCAAACAUGGAGUGCCAUUAGUGUUAUGAGCUAAUAUUCAAUAACUUGAGAUUAUGUUAUGUAAAGAUUUAAACAUGACAUUUUUGGCUGCUGAUAAAAUAAUAAGUUAAUUUCUCUAAAUAACAAGCAAUAUGGUAAUAAGUUAAUAACUAACUUGAGGUACCAUAAAGUAACUAAAACUUGAUUGCAUUCAUUUCUUUAAUGGAAUAAAAGGAAUAAGAAUAACAAUUGAAAUGUUGAACAUAUCAUGCCGCAAAUUAAAUUAUAACUAGAAAUUAAGUCAAACAAAAAUUAUAUAUAUAAUUCAUUUAUUGCAAGUAAGUUACACUCAUAAUGUGGUAAGUAAAACUUAAAAAAUAUUAAUUCUUAUACUUACAAAUUAAAAUACUUAUUCUUUUAAUACUUUUAGGGUGCAAAUUUAUUUAUAUCCUUCUUAUCCAUUUUACAUGUUAAUAAUAUGUAUUAUCAGUAUUUUUAUGAAUUAAAUAGCAAAACUACUUACUAGUAUAAUGUGUCAGAUUGACCACAUUAUUAUUGCAUCUAUUUUUAUGCAGCUAUACACUAAUUGAAUAAAUAUUAUGUGAUUUGUAUAUAAUAUUGACACAUACAUAAUAUAAGAUAAUCUCUAAUAUAAUGCCUAAUUUGUAUUGCCAAAGGAAAACAAUAAACUUUUUUAAACUUAA